This is a messenger RNA of Letharia columbiana, 1104 nucleotides long. RefSeq lists its product as uncharacterized. Lineage: Eukaryota; Fungi; Ascomycota; Lecanoromycetes; Lecanorales; Parmeliaceae. The record is from RefSeq and is a predicted model, not a curated record. The transcript has 3 exons. The coding region runs from base 1 to 1104 and encodes 367 amino acids.
AUGUUUCGUCAGCUUCAAACACCUUCUGACGCCAUUCCGCGGAGAAGCAGAUUGCAUCAACAACAAUCGCGUAAAAAGAAGAAGCUCAUCAAACAGGUCGACAAACCAAUAAUUACCCCACGCUAUACUAGGCGCCACUUCGAGGAGCUCAACCAAAACAUUCUAGCAUUUACACGCACUGCGCAGAAGAACAACAAGUCAGAGCGAGGGCGCGAGCUCGAGAGAGAUAGAGUCGAUCAGCAAUGGACGCGUUUGAUACAAAGACUUUAUCCGGCGGAUGACCCCAAAAGUUAUGAACUUCUGGCUCAGGUCGAAUGCCCGCUGUACAACGGAUACUGGGAAAAGCGUGCAGAUGAGAAAGCCUUCUUCGAACGAGAAUACCAAUCCGAGCUCUAUGCGUUCAGCAAAGCUCGACAAAACCCGACUCGGGCUCAGAAGCGGUACUGGCCCGGCUGUAUCCUUAUGGAGGACAACGAGUGGAAUGAAUACGUGAUCCCAAGGGUCUCGCUUCUCGCGCUACAGCAAGUCAACUACAUGGACUUCGUAAAGAGCGUUCUGCAAGCGAAUCCACUCAAGGACAUUUCAAGAUUCACGAUGCAAGAGCUCUGGGUGGCGGUCGUCACGAAGGUCUAUCAUUUUGAGGACCCUUUGGACAAAGAGUUGAAGAUUGGGGAGACCAAUGAGUGCACCCCAGCGGCGUACCGCGCGUUGGCAGCGGACUAUCGAAGCGCUUAUGAGGUUGCGAAAGCGAGGGUAGAGGCCAAACAGAUUCUGCGAGAAGACAAAAAGCGAGAGCGCGACGAUGCUGCAAGCGAAGAAGAUGGGAAUGGUAGUGGUGAAGACUGGGUGAGAUACGAAGAGCAUGGGAAGCAUAACCAUGAUGGUUGUGCAGGGAAGCGGCAGAAGACACAAGACACCAGGGACCAAGCUGAAUCAACUAGAAAAGAGAAAGAAACUCCAGGUCAGCAUCUCCGGGCAGAGCAAGAGGACGUUGGCGCCUUUCAUUUCGACGAGGCUGCCUGGCAAGAUUUUGGAGGAAAGCAAGGCGCACCGGCCACCUUCCACUUCGCAGAUACAGGGCUGGCAUUUCGUUUCAAAGGGUAG